Messenger RNA from Cetraspora pellucida, 567 nucleotides. NCBI's taxonomy places the organism in Eukaryota, Fungi, Glomeromycota, Glomeromycetes, Diversisporales, Gigasporaceae. The record is from the annotation of a GenBank genome assembly.
UUGAUAAUUUAAUUAAUGUUGAAAAUAAAGAACUGAAAAAGCAUAAAAAUUGGUUUUGGACUAAUAAAUUUUAUAUUAAUCCAUUAAUUCCAACAAUGAAUAUUUUUAAAAGAGAAAUAUUAAAAAAUAUUACACCGAGAUAUAUUGUCAUAUCAGGUCCUACAGGUGUUAGAAAAACAAGUAUAAUGAAAUUAUUAAAAGAAAAAAUAGAAAAUGAAGGAUUUUCUGUAAAGAUUUGUUGUGAAUCUAUUUUAAAAGGAUCAGAAUAUUUGUUAGAAUAUAAAGAAAAUGAUAUUCAAAAAUUUGAAUAUGCUUUAUUGAAUCAGUAUCAUAAAUGUCGAAUUGAAAUGGAAAAUUUAAAAGAUAAUUUUAUUAUUGUCGAUCAUGAAGUAUUUGAUGGUGAUGUUUAUAAAGAAAUAUAUAAAUUUGAUAAAAGUGUUAUUGAAAAUGAACAUGUUGAAUUUAAUAAUUUAAUGAUAGUUUUUCUUAUUUUAUGUAAUGAGAUAAAUCUUGAAAGGAAUUAUUAUAAUAGAGAAAAAAAUGAACGAAAAUAUUCAUUAGUUGAAU